Telopea speciosissima is the source of this 1436-nucleotide messenger RNA. RefSeq names its product homeobox-leucine zipper protein HAT5-like. Bases 255 to 1211 code for a protein of 318 amino acids. NCBI's taxonomy places the organism in Eukaryota, Viridiplantae, Streptophyta, Magnoliopsida, Proteales, Proteaceae. Gene Ontology annotation, molecular function: DNA-binding transcription factor activity, RNA polymerase II-specific; sequence-specific DNA binding. The transcript is spliced from 3 exons. Gene Ontology annotation, biological process: positive regulation of DNA-templated transcription. The record is from RefSeq and is a predicted model, not a curated record. Gene Ontology annotation, cellular component: nucleus.
GUUUCUCUCUCUGCCUCUCUCUCUCCUUCCCUCCUUCGUUCCCAAACUGAUCUCUGCCUUCUUUCUUCCUCAACGCCGUUAACUUCUUCAUCUUCUUCUGAGUGAUGGGUGUGAGUUACCCCUGCUGUCACACUUCUGAUAUCACCGUGAUCUUCAUCACGAGCUUCUUCCGCCAUAAGCCGUAGAGAUCAAGGUUGGUAUCAUGACCGUUUGAGGUAAUUCCGGGAAUUCGUAUUCAGGACUGAUAGUUUGCCAUGGCGGGUGGACGGGCAUUUGGCGGUUCUAAUAACAUGACCGUUAUGUUUCAAAACCAAGGGAAUCCUUACUCCUCACAGUCUCUUGAAGCUCUCUUAAUUUCUACCUCUUCUCCUUUACAUGGUUCGAGUGCAAUGGUCAGCUUUGAGAAUGUUCGUGGAGGAAACCAACCAGACAAGUCUUUCUUCCGGUCCCUUGAGCAGGAAGAUAAUUGUGAUGAAGACUUGGAUGAAUGCUUUCAUCAACCUGAAAAGAAGAGACGGCUUACAGCAAACCAAGUCCAGUUUCUUGAGAGAAGCUUCGAGGUGGAGAAUAAGCUUGAGCCAGAGAAGAAAAUCCAGCUUGCAAAAGAUCUUGGAUUGAACCCUAGACAAAUUGCCAUUUGGUUUCAAAACCGGCGAGCUCGGUGGAAGACAAAGCAGUUGGAGAAGGAUUAUGAAGCUCUUAAGGCAAGCUACAAUGGCCUCAAGGCUGACUAUGAGAACCUCCUCCAGGAGAAGGACAAACUUAAAACUGAGGUUCUCUUCCUCACAGACAAGCUGCUCCUCAAAGAGGAAGAGCUAAGCUCCCAAACCUCUGAUCACAAGGAACCAUCUGACCCACCAUCUCAGAUAUCCAUUCCUAAUCCAGCAUCAGAGGAGAAAACACCUAGUGUUACAGUAGUCUGUAAACAGGAAGAUGUCAGUUCAGCCAACAGUGAUGUCUUUGAUUCCGACAGCCCGCAUUUUACUGAUGCAGGCCACUCUUCUCUUUUGGAGCCUGCUGAUUCUUCUCCUGGUUUUGAACCGGACCAGUCAGAUCUAUCACAGGAUGAAGAAGAUAACUUGAGCAAGGGCCUAUUUCCUCCUGCUUACAACUUCCCAAAGCUUGAAGAUGGCCUAUACUUGGACCCACCUGCAAAUUCUUGUAAUUACGGAUUUCUGGUUGAGGAUCAGUCCUGUUGGUUCUGGUCUUAGCGAGUAAUUGCUGGUAUAUAUAUGUAUCUUUCCCUCUCUCCUUUUUUCUGGUAUAUAUCUAUUGUAGAGGCAAUAAAGACCAAUUAAUGGGCACCCCAAACCAGUUGCUGGUGGCCUGGUGGGUUUUGUUCACUGUUGGAAAUGGUGGCUAUUGCACCUUUUGUAAUUUAUCUGUGAGAGGGCUUAUUGGAAGCUUGCUAAGCUUUUUUGUUUGAAUGUACAUGA